GACUUACCUUAACCUUUCGCCAUCUUGAAUUUAUAGCCGCCAUUUUUACUCUAGAUUUUACCUACAACGGCUUGCUGCCGUGGCAAUUUUGUUGAAAAGUGAAGAAUCCCAAAAGUUGAGUAUGGCAGGAAAUAUUCGGGAAGAACAAGUGCAUUGGGCCAAAAUUGCCGAACAGGCUGAGAGAUUCGAUGAUAUGGCAGAAGCCAUGAAAAAGGUAACAGAGAAUUUAGAGAACGAUGAAAAGAAGGAAUUGUCAGUGGAAGAAAGGAAUCUAUUAUCAGUUGCAUAUAAGAAUGUAGUAGGUGCCCGAAGAUCAUCUUGGCGAAUGGUAUCACUGAUAGAAAAUAAAGCAGAGAGCACUCAACCAAGACAUAAAUUAGCACAACAAUUUCGGGUUAAACUUGAAGAUGAACUUAAUAAAAUCUGUCAGGAGGUUCUUGAUCUUUUAGAUAAGCAACUUCUUGCAAAUGUUACUUCAGAUGAAAGCAGAGUGUUUUAUUUGAAAAUGAAGGGCGAUUAUUAUAGAUAUAUGGCUGAAUAUUCAUCAGAAGAGGCACGGCCAGGAAUUGUAGAAAAUUCUCAGAAGGCUUAUAUGGAUGCGAUGGAUUGUGCUAAAGAGAAAAUGCCACCAACACAUCCUAGCAGAUUAGGUCUCGCCUUAAAUUUCUCUGUAUUCUAUUACGAAAUUUUGAAUACCCCAGAAAGAGCUUGCCAUCUAGCGAAAGAGGCAUUUGAUGCUGCUAUUGCUGAAUUAGACAAUUUGGAUCAGGAGUCUUACAAAGACAGUACACUUAUAAUGCAGCUUUUACGUGACAACCUUACACUAUGGACAUCCGAUGCCCAGCAAGAAACAGAAGGAGACAACUAACGUUUAAAAAAACUAAGGCUACAUUUAAGUUUACAAUGCUGCUCAACUGAUUAAAAUUUGGACUUAGUUCGUGAGUGAAAGCAAUAUGAAGACGGUUCUUUUACCUAGAAUAGUGUAUCUGUUAAGUUGCAUAUCCUAAAAACAUAAUUUAUAUACUAGCUAAUUGUAAUGAAGUGCUCUGUAGAGAUACUGCCACUUAGUGUGAUCAGAGACAUUGACAUGCAGCAGUUAUGCCUUUCUGUUCAAAUCCAGUUAUUUCAUAGUCAUCAUUACUCUUUCUUUUAUUCGUAAACACAUAUCCACAAAAACUGUUCACGUGUCUUCUGGAAAGUUAAAGAAUUUGUAUGUUUAAUAUUUUAUGGCGUUUUAUUUUGUAUUGUUAGGUGAUGAUUCUUAUUUACGCCUUUUAUGUAACUUAUAGUUAUUAUUAGCUUUGAUCAGUCAGAAACAUAUUUUCUUGUUAUACUGUAAUAAAUUUGUACCUGCCAUUGAA
Messenger RNA from Mytilus californianus (California mussel), 1361 nucleotides. RefSeq names its product 14-3-3-like protein 1. The coding region runs from base 122 to 868 and encodes 248 amino acids. Gene Ontology annotation, cellular component: cytoplasm. NCBI's taxonomy places the organism in Eukaryota, Metazoa, Mollusca, Bivalvia, Mytilida, Mytilidae. The record is from RefSeq and is a predicted model, not a curated record. Gene Ontology annotation, biological process: signal transduction. The transcript has a single exon.